AUGCCGAGCGCGCUGCGCAAGCCUAAGCCGCCUAAUCAAGAGCUGCUACUACGAUGGUUCAAGGCGCAGUCACAACUCUUGGCUGAAGAACGAAAGGAAGAGCAAGCUCAGUCGAAGCUUGUUCUCUCCAGAACGGCGCCUAAACUUCUCGAGAAGCACGGUCUUGCGCUGCUCAGCUUGGGUGUCGCUUCGAUCCGCAUCGGUGUAGGCGCCAAGCUUCUGGUAGAACUCGAAAGACCUUCAGCACAUCACAUGUCGCCCAAGUUUCCACCUCAUACCUUCCGCUCCGGAGAUCUGGCGGCAAUACUAGAUAAUGGUGCCGAUCCACAAGCCACGAAUGAUACAUGUCUGCUUCAAGGCGUUGUGUACAAGGUCAGUGAUGCACGGAUCGUGUUGGCACUCAGUGAUGAUAAGAAACGUGGUGUGCCAAAAGAUAACACGCAAAUUGGACAGAACAAGCGCGAUGCGAGGAGAGGCGAGAACGAUAAAGUCUCAGGGAACAACCUUGACCUUCCGGAGCGUAUCAGGCUCGUAAAGGUAGCCAACGAAAGCACCUUUGACCGUCUGGAAUUAACGCUCGACAAGCUGGCCAAGGCGCUUGAUGUACCCCUCUCUGCUCCAUUGGACUCAAACGCCGACACCUCAGCUGAAGAGACCGAGGCCACCCAAACCUCGUCAUCCUCAACGACGAGCGCAACAAGCCUCACACGAAGCCUGUUCGGCCUCUUGGAGCCGACAUGGCAUGAAACAGAUCUUCCUCUGCCCCCUUUCAACCCUAACCUCAACGAUACUCAGCUCAACGCCAUUCGGCACGCGCUCUCCGCUAACCACUUCUCGCUCAUCCAUGGUCCUCCAGGAACAGGAAAAACAACAGCUAUCGUCGAAUUGAUCAUGCAGAUCGUUGCGUCUAACUUUGGCGCCGUAGAUGACGGAGCUCCGGUUCGGGUUCUCGUUUGCGGAGCCUCGAACCUGGCAGUGGACAACAUCCUCGAACGGCUUGUAGGCGUACCUGAACAUCGCGAAGUGUUCAAGAAGAAAGGUAUCGGCGUCACUCGGAUCGGACAUCCUGCUCGUGUUGUCGCCAAUCUCCAAAAAUUUACUCUGGACGCGCAGUGCACGCAGUCAUCUGAAGCGCAACUGGUCAAGGACAUCAGCAAGGAAAUUGAAAGCAUUAUGAGCGAGCUCAAGCCUACCGCUGCUCCGGCAGGGAACAAAUCGACCAGGGGCAAACCUAAGAUACGUGGACAUGAUCGCAGAAAGCGGUGGGAGGAGGUGCGAGAGUUGCGAAAAGAGUACAGACGGCGUGAUCGGCAGGUGACGAGGAGCGUGCUUGAUAGAGCUCAGGUCGUGCUUGCUACAUGCCACACAGCUGGAGGCAAACAAUUGGCGCACCGGCAGUAUGAUUGGGUGAUCAUCGAUGAAGCGUGCCAAGCAUUGGAGGUUGCAUGCUGGAUUCCGAUUCUGAAGGCAAGAGAGGGUGCGAGGUUGGUAUUGGCCGGCGAUCAUCUGCAGCUGCCGCCGACGGUCAAGGCGACUGUCCAUGGACCUCGAAGUAAGCGCAGCAAGCCAAACGUUUCGGGCCGAGACAAGGCGGGCGGCGUCAAGAGCAAAGACUUGACUGAUUCUCCUGCCAAGUCGGAGGGAGAAGCAGAUCAUAUGGAUGCCGACCAGGAUUGCGUCGACUCGGAUGCUGAUGAAUCAGAGCUCGUCAAAAAGUUGGUAGACGCUUCGCACGACAACUCUGCUCGCACCCAGCUACGCGUACCGCGGUCACUCGAGAGGACGCUCUUCUCGCGUCUUCUCGGCCUUUACGGUCCAGGCAUCAAAUCGCUCCUUUCGAUCCAAUACCGCAUGAACACUGAAAUCAUGUCGUUCCCAAAUACCGAGCUGUACGAAUCAAAGCUUUCCGCGCACGCCUCGUGUGCCAACAUCUGGGUUUGCGACCUCGAAAACGUUUCAACUUGCGACGGACUAGACGAAGACGAGCAAGAGCUGUAUGCGCCUGUCGUGUUCUACGAUACGUCCGGAUGCGAAUUCUACGAGAGCUCACCUGCGCCUCAAGAAAGUGUCAUGCUCACUGAUAGCAAAUCCAACAUGCACGAAGUUGGACUGAUCAUCCAGCAUCUGGAGCAGCUGUUUGCACGUGGGGUGCAUGCUCGGCAGGUGACGAUCUUGACUCCGUACUCUGCGCAGGUAUCACUUUUGCAUUCAAUGAUCCGAUUGCACCGCUUCUCAGGCCGUAUCGCUAGCGCUGUCGUCAACGCAGAGGAGAUCGAAUUAGGUACCAUCGAUUCAAUGCAAGGCAGGGAAAAGGAUGUGGUGCUCAUCAGCUUGGUCAGAAGCAACGCCGAACAGCAGGUCGGUUUUCUGGCGCAGAAAAAGAGACUCAAUGUGGCCAUCACCAGAGCAAAGAGACAGCUGGUGCUCGUGGGUGAUGCAGACACUAUCAGUGGCGCCAAGGAUCUACCAGACAGCUUCCUGCCUAACUACAUGCGCUGGUUAGAAGAAAAUGCCGUGGUUUAUCCUGUCGUUGCCACAAUCUAG
This is a messenger RNA of Mycosarcoma maydis (corn smut), 2544 nucleotides long. RefSeq lists its product as uncharacterized. The record is from RefSeq and is a predicted model, not a curated record. The transcript has a single exon. NCBI's taxonomy places the organism in Eukaryota, Fungi, Basidiomycota, Ustilaginomycetes, Ustilaginales. Gene Ontology annotation, molecular function: ATP hydrolysis activity; RNA binding; 5'-3' DNA helicase activity. Bases 1 to 2544 code for a protein of 847 amino acids.